AUGUAUCGGAAGUUGUCUAAGUUAGAACACUCGGAAAUAAAACAACUUCUUACAGAAGCUAAUAUAGAUGUUGCAAAGCAUUACGCAACAAACAAAAAAGCACUCGCUGACUUCAUUAAAGACUAUAAUGGUGCAAUAAGUUAUGAUAGAAUUCAUGAGUUCAUAAAGCCGCAACGCGGCGAGGACGAAGUCCAUGCAAUAGCAUUUCCUUUAAAUGACGUUGCUAUUGACUUAUAUCAUAGACGUUCAGUACCUCAUGAAGUAAGAAGAGAAAUGUUUGACAUAACAAAUGCAAACGUUGGUCAUACUCGUAAAGCUCUUUCGCAUGAUGUUCGUCAAGAGAUGUUUGACAUAACAAAUGCAAACGUUGGUGAAACACGAAAGAGAGACGACACACUGAAACAACAGAGAAGAGAGAUGUUUAAAAGUGCUAUAGAACAAGUUCGUAAAGCUAACGAUGUCAUUCGUUCCAUUGACGACAAACCAAAAGAAGGUGAGAGAUGGUUAAAGAAAGAUGAAGAGAAUAGGAAGAGAAAUGUGAAGUCAGGCAAUAGACUCAUUGACUUUAACAUCGAAGCUUUAGAUGAACCAAACAGAGACUACUUACACAAACAUUUCGGUAAGGUUUUCAUGAGACUCUUAGAGAAAAUUAAAAUAAACUCACAACAGAGAUGGAUGGUAUGUUAUAAACUUGGUGGAAAGUAUGAAUGUUCUACGUUAAACCUCAAUAAUAUUGGAACAUUACUACAUCAGCUCUUGAAGGAGAACUUUAUAUAA
Molecule: messenger RNA, 777 nt
Organism: Trichomonas vaginalis G3
Lineage: Eukaryota; Parabasalia; Trichomonadida; Trichomonadidae
Product: organellar and viral DNA polymerase type B
Exons: 1
Coding region: 1-777 (258 amino acids)
Source: RefSeq, a predicted model, not a curated record